Hydatigera taeniaeformis is the source of this 1068-nucleotide messenger RNA. Lineage: Eukaryota; Metazoa; Platyhelminthes; Cestoda; Cyclophyllidea; Taeniidae. The record is from the annotation of a GenBank genome assembly.
GCUGCUACGGAGACGACCAUCCUCAUUCACCUGUCGCAUCUUCUUCCCCUUCACCUCCUCCUUCAUUCCAUCGACCUGAGCACACUCCAUUUGGUCCCAAAACAAGAACCAGGAACGGAAACUACUGCUGGCCAACGCUUGUGCUCGGAGACAGGCGUCAUAGCACAACGCGCGCAUGAAUGGAGGUAUGGCGCAAUGCCCUCGUCCAGGGACAACAGCUUUCGCUGUUGCGGAGUAAGCGAGUGUAUGGAAUGCCAAGUGCGAACUGAUCCUUUUAGUUGGGAAGGCAGUGCUCAACGCUGGUCCAGAGAUUCGAGCGUUCCCUCGUUGAACACUCGCCGUUUCCAGGGCAAGGCUUACGCAUACUGCUGUGCCAACAACAAAAUCCUCUCAGUUAUGGAGCAACCAAAAUUGAGGAAAGGAGGCUAUUUGGCACGCUGUCAAGCUGAUUGUUCUGUAAGCAAUGUCAUGUCACAUGUAGACAUCAGUUGGGAGGGCGAGAAUCGGCGCAAUUCAGUAAUGAGGGAGGAUUACUUGGCACAGCAUCACCACCUCGACAUCAUCCGUAGCGAUGUUGCACGAAGGAACGAAAUCGGCUCCCACACUGACCAAACGAGCUCACUUCGUGCAACAGAAGUUGAGCGAUUGGAGUGCAACAAACGUUGCUCAGCAGCGAGGGCCUACAAUGCUCAAAGGGGAUCUACAACGCAAAAACAAAGCGAAGGGAACAAGUGGCGAAAAAGCAAGGCCUUGGUGACAAGUACUUUGGCAAUAUGCACCAUUGUUGGUGAAAUGCAAAAGGACUUUGAAGUUAAGCUCGGCAUGAGUCUCACUGGUCGCAACUCGGCGACUCACCGAAUCCAUGCCAUCACCUUGGCGAAUGGCAUCGCGACUGAGCCCUUUGGGAUUGCAUCCGUCAGGCCAUCAAAACCUCACCCAUCACGCAUCGCCACACUCACGGCCGCCUUCGCUGCUGCCGCCCAUUAUGAUGCUAUUGACCACAACAAUCUACGCCGCCAUUCAGCACUGCUUCGCCCCAAACAUUGCGAGUGCGAGGCGUCAGGGUAG